AGACAGGCGCUUCGGUUUAGUCGACCUCCUCAUCCCCUCGCCUUAGCCUUCAAGUCUUGCAUCAGUUUAUAUUUGGUAACACUGUACGACCACGACUUUUGGAUUGAAAAAAGGUUGAACACAUGCGUCCUCUUUCGGAAGAUGAGACCCGGAAGGUUUUUGAACGCCUCGCAAAGUACGUCGGUGGCAAUUUAGAGCAGCUUGUCAAUCGCCCGGAUGAACGGUAUUGCUUCCGGUACAUGGACCAGCGGGUCUACUACGUGAGCGAACGCAUGAUGAAAAUCGCCACAAACUUUGGCCGGGAGCACUUGCUAUCAAUCGGGACGUGCGUGGGACGCUUUACGAAGUCGGAAAAAUUCCAUAUCUACAUCACUUUCUUGGACUACCUGGCUCAGUACGCAUCCUACAAGGUAUGGGUGAAGCCGCAAAGUGAGAUGGGGUUCCUAUACGGCAACAACAUCAUCAAGUCCGGCCUGGGGAGGAUGACGGAAGGGAUCCCCCAGUACGCGGGUGUGGUGGUGUACUCCAUGACGGACAUCCCCCUGGGGUUCGGGGUUGCGGCACAGCCCACGGACGUGUGCAAAGACCUGGAUCCUGGGGCCAACGUGGUGCUGCACCAAGGGGACGUUGGCGAGUACCUGCGCGUGGAAGACGAGCUCUCGUGAUCGCGAUGAGGAUGGAAGGGGAGUGAUGAGCGUGGAAGGGAAAUAUUUCUGAGGGUGGCUAACAAGAGCCGAUGGGAGGUGUAUUCGGGUGACGGAGGGGAAGAGGGAGGCCAGAUCGGGGAGGGAAAAUGUACAUAUGUGCGAAGCUGUGCUCGGCACUGUCCGAAAGGUGCCGCCUGGGGGAUGGCGUCAGCGGCCUACGAAGGGAGGAUAAAGGGAGACAGCGCGGAGAAAAGUAAAGAGCCUGUGGAUA
Nannochloropsis gaditana CCMP526 is the source of this 918-nucleotide messenger RNA. Its product is annotated as 60s ribosome subunit biogenesis protein nip7-like protein. Gene Ontology annotation, cellular component: preribosome, large subunit precursor; nucleus; nucleolus. The transcript is spliced from 3 exons. The coding region runs from base 123 to 665 and encodes 180 amino acids. Gene Ontology annotation, molecular function: RNA binding. Gene Ontology annotation, biological process: ribosome assembly; ribosomal large subunit biogenesis. The record is from RefSeq and is a predicted model, not a curated record.